AUGAAGUGUGCCACUCUUGUCGCUGUCGCUCUCACAGGCCUAGCUGAGGUUGCACAUGCUCAUUACAUGUUUCAGUACCUUACAGCGAACGGUGUAAAGGGAGGCUUGUACCAGAACAUACGACCCGUCCCAAAUAACAGCCCUGUCACUGACCUCAAUGACCCCAACUUGCGCUGCAAUGUCAACGGCGGAAGUGGAGCAUCCACGACCACUGUAUCCGUGGCUGCCGGCUCAUCUGUCUCGUUCACCGCAGACCAGGCCGUAUACCACCAGGGCCCAGUUGCAUUCUACAUGCAGAAGGCCGCCACCACUGCCGCAGCCUCAGAUGGAUCGGGCGACUGGUUCAAGAUCAAGGAAAUUGGUCCCACAUUCACCAACGGACAAGCCACAUGGGACAUGAGCAUAACCUACUCCGUCACAAUCCCCUCCCAGGUGCCUGCCGGAGAAUAUCUCCUUCGCAUCGAGCAGCUCGGUAUCCACAACCCGGGCAGUACACCCCAGUUCUACAUCUCCUGCGCUCAGAUCAAAGUCACUGGCGGCGGUAGUGGCAAUCCAUCCCCUACCACCAAGAUCCCAGGACAUGUCAAGUCGACCGAUCCCGGCUACACGGCCAACAUCUACAACAACUUCAAGUCCUACAUUGUUCCAGGCCCCAAGGUCGCAACCUAUUGA
Plenodomus lingam JN3 is the source of this 672-nucleotide messenger RNA. RefSeq lists its product as uncharacterized. The record is from RefSeq and is a predicted model, not a curated record. NCBI's taxonomy places the organism in Eukaryota, Fungi, Ascomycota, Dothideomycetes, Pleosporales, Leptosphaeriaceae.